AACUGCAUGGCAUUGUCCAAUACAGGUAUCACAAAUAGAACUGAAACAGAGUGGGUUGCAUUGAUGUGCUUGUCAUCUACUGAUGGAGAGCAGUGUCUUCAACCUUUAGAAUAUCAAAAUCUGCAACCUUAUCAGAAGGUUUCAAGGAUACCUGGGUUAAGAGAUGUUUUGUGGAGAAAGGAUGCUCUUUGUGCCACAAUUUACAAAGCACAACAUACGAUGGCAUUACAGCAUUCUCCUGUUUCCCCAGCUUGUUGGGUUCUUCCAAAUCAAUUGAAUGAGUUUAUUCAGACUUUUAAAGUCGUGGGUAUGCAGCAGAAGUGGGUAAUAAAGUCAGCAAAUAAUGGGCGAGGUCGUGAAGUCAAAGUGAUAAAGCAUGAAGAUGUCUAUAAAUUGCAAGCAAGUUCAUUUUCUACUCGAUCCAUCAUACAGGAGUACAUUCCAAAUUUGCUGCAUAUUCAGAAAUCUGAGAUUAGUGUUACCGUAUUUGCUCUUGUGACAUCAGCCUCACCAUUGAGGUUGUAUUUACAUAAAGAUGGCUCUGUCUACUUUAGAGAAUCAAAGGCAGGUGUUUUAAGAAAGACUCCUAACCUUGCUUGGAAUCUAACUCAAUUAUGUCAGUAUCUUCGGAGAACACACGGUGCUUUGGCUGAACAAAAAGCAAUCUACAGCAUCAAACAAGCAGUAGUGACAACUCUUUUAAUAGCUGAACCUUUGCUUAAAAACAAAUUUCUUCAAGUAUUUGGAUCAGAAAACAUACGUCAUCAGACAUUGUAUCAAUGUCAGCAUUGUUUUCAACUACUUAGUGUGGACUUGGUGCUUAAUGAAAGCUUUCAUGCAUUUGUGUUAGAAGUAGAUGGACAACCUUCUUUAUCUAGUCUACUUAAGGAGAAAAUGAGUAAAAUCAGAAAGUGUGCCGUGGCUGAAGAUGCUGUCAGGUUGUUGUUUGAGAGUCGCCUUGUUGCUCGUAGAGUGGCUAAAGCUAUUGAAUCAAUCCCAGACAUUGACAGUUUCAAUUGUGACUCGGAGCACAGUUUGUGCUUGUCUGAUAGGGAAUUAGUUUAUCUAUUAGACUUGUUCAGAGAGAGACAUUUUAGUGGCAACUUUGAACAGAUAUAUCCCACUGUUGAUGGUGGGAUAUAUGAUCACCUAAUUGCAGAUCUGAAGUCUGAAAGAUCUUUUGAUCAGCAUGAUCAGCAUACAUUGUCACAACGGUCAACUGUUGAACUUCAUAAGUUCUUAACACAACUUAUGCUUAAAUCCCAAGAAGCAUUGCCAAAAUCACAGUAUAUCAUUUUCUCUCUGUUUAGACAAUCAUUGCUUACUAAUGGUGAUUAUAGUGAAGAGAGAGGUCAAAGUCAAAGUAAUUUUGCUGGUCUUGCACAUCAAACCACAGAAAGUGGUUAUCAAGAAUCACUCAUUAACAAUGUAUUUGGUGACGAAUUACUACCCCGUGAAGGCAAGCAGACAACUUACAGCUUUGACAGUUUAAUUUUUUGUUUACAUUACUUUAUAGAUGGAUGCUCUGAUGAUAAAGAGAAUUUGCCGUAUUUGAAGUCUUUGAUUGUUAGUCAAGGACAGCUAAAUCCAGCCUUUCAUCCGUCUCAAACUACGUACAACAUCUAUGUAGGACACGAAACUACAAUAAUUACUGUAGAGGCCGUGGCAGCUCAUUGCAAAUGUCAAGCAAGGUUUGGAACAAAACUGGGAAGAUCUGGAUCUGUUAGAUGGGUAUUGGACAUCGGACCAAACACCAUUACUGUUCUUGUGACUGAUAUAAGCCACACUGAUGUUUGGAUCAUGCAAGCUUACGUUGUGUACAUUACAAGAGCAAAAGUGGCCGAUAGCAAACUGACACUUAAUCCACGUCUUGGUCAUCAGGUGUGCAGUCUUGUACAGGAAUGUGAUAUGGCUGUGUUUCCUGGAAAGCGAUGUGGAUUGCAGCAUAUGUCCCACUCUUGGCUGGAAAUGAAUGAACGGAUUCAAUUGUUGCCUUCAUGUUAUGGUUCACCUGAAGGUCGGUGGAUACAGCCAUGUCGUAGCUGUAGUGAUCGUUUGUCGUGUUUAUGGAGUAAUUCUACAUGGUUGCCCUAUGAUUGUGUUCACAGAUUGGUACCUCGUCUUCAACUAAAGUACUGUUGGAGAAGACGAAAAGUAAUGGUGAUUGGUGACUCACUUGUUCGUGGUAUAAUGUAUUACAUGCUAGAACAGUUAAAUGGUACCCUCAAUCAUUGGAGUAAGAGUCAUGGUGCAAUUACAUAUGCUCAUGUGGGAGAUGGAAUGUCUUUUACAUUUACGUAUUAUCCUCAAUUCUGGUUACCGAUCAAUAAGAGGCCCGUCUUUGAACGAUCUCUGUAUUCUAUGUUGAGGAAGCAACUUCCACUAAGAAACAGCUCUCAAACCGUUCUAAUAAUUGGAGGUCUUCAAUGGCUUAAUGAACAUCACCUGAAUACUACAAAUCGUGUGUUGCAGAGAAUGGGACUGACAAACAUUAAAGUCAUUGUGAAGGGCUAUGGAAGUGGAUUCACUCAACCUGCCGAUGACAUUCUAUAUCAUGAUUUUGCUGGCCAACAGAAGUUAAUCGCUCGUGAAAGAGAAGUCAGGAGGGCCGCAGAACGUGUUGGAUUUCAUUACAUCAAUACAUUUAACAUGACCAUUGCCAGAUACAAGCAUUUCUUGUAUGGUCGAUGUUCAUGCCACUACCAUUCGGUGGAGAAAUUGGAUGAUGUUGACAAUGACGGAAACAACACAAUGCUUCGUGAUCGCACAAAGGGUGUGAAGUACACGGUCAGAGGGAAGUACACAGUCAAAGGAGAAAUCAAUGCACUCUAUUCAGAAAUACUAUUGAGCUCAAUUUGUCACAAAGGUAAUGAUUAACAGUUUUAUUGAAAAAUUCAUAUUUUGCAACUUCUUACACCAGAGUAUGUAGAUUUCUGAUACAGCAUGAGAAUCUAAUGUAUUACCAUUGAUUAUAGUUGUAAAUGCAAAUAUGUUGAGAUAUGCAUACUUUGAAAUGUGCAGUCUUCCACAUGUAGCAUUAAUGCCUCUAGCAAGUGUUUGUUAAGAUGCCUGCAAGAAAUAUGUGUGACAGGCAGGCGAGCAGGGAAGCAGACAGAUAGACAAACAGCCACAGACAACAGCAGACAACAAGACCCAAACGAAGCUAGACAAAGACAAACGGACGAACAGAAACUGGCACACAGAUAGUUAGAAUGGCCCGAUAUUAUUUCAGAGCCAAUGCAUAAUAGUCAACACAAGCAGACAGCCAAACAGACAGACAU
Messenger RNA from Corticium candelabrum, 3281 nucleotides. RefSeq names its product cadherin-like and PC-esterase domain-containing protein 1. Gene Ontology annotation, biological process: protein modification process. NCBI's taxonomy places the organism in Eukaryota, Metazoa, Porifera, Homoscleromorpha, Homosclerophorida, Plakinidae. The record is from RefSeq and is a predicted model, not a curated record. The transcript is spliced from 20 exons. The coding region runs from base 7 to 2877 and encodes 956 amino acids.